Phanerochaete carnosa HHB-10118-sp is the source of this 2019-nucleotide messenger RNA. RefSeq lists its product as uncharacterized. NCBI's taxonomy places the organism in Eukaryota, Fungi, Basidiomycota, Agaricomycetes, Polyporales, Phanerochaetaceae. The transcript has a single exon. The record is from RefSeq and is a predicted model, not a curated record. Bases 62 to 1897 code for a protein of 611 amino acids.
GGCGGCAGCACCGCAAACAGCCAGACUUAGAAACACCUCUAUCGGAGGUCAUCUCCCCAGGAUGUCUCCGAUAACCAGAGCCAACAUCGAGGAACACGUACGCAAAGGACAGGAGGCACUCACUUCGCUCAAGCGCGUGCUCAACACCGACACCUUAAUUAACCGCCUGCAUGACGAGCUGUUGCUCGAGAUAUUCCGGUGCUACAUCGCCUGCCUUAAGAAGGAGCGGCACGAAAGCCUCAGCUUCGCCGAAGCCAUCAGGCUUGGGGAGCACGGUAAUUUCAAAUGGAUACGCCUCACACACGUUUGCUACCACUGGCGGCAUCUCGCUCUCUCUUACCCUACGUUCUGGGCUGAGAUUCAGAUGGCGCGUUUCUCGUCAGCGUCCGCCUUUCUAUCGCGCAGUCAGCAAGCACCCCUAUCCAUUCACUGUCGCCUCUUAUACACCGAUGCUGUGCAGCGCACGAAGAAAUAUCAACUGUUCCAGAAGAUACUCGCCGAGUCAAGUCGCAUCCGCCGCUUGACCUUGUCGUACAGCAACAUCGAUACGCGGCAGGCACCUGCUGAGCCCGAAAUGGGACGCUGCGAAUUCCCUGAGCUCAAGACACUCAAAUUGACCCUGGAGAGCGGCGACGAAGGUACCGCACCGUCGUUCAUUGCCCGCUGUGACUCGUUCCCGCGACUUGAGGAGCUGCGCAUCCAGAAUUACGACCUAUCGCUGACUCAGACGUUGGCGGCGAGGGUACCGAAUCUCGUGCGGCUGUAUCUGAAUACAGCCAGCCGUGGGAGGACGAUGGAUCGGAGGUCGUUGCUCAACUUUCUGAGUUCCCUGCCGCAGCUGGAGAGGUUGAGUUUAUGCGAUCGCGACGAACCUCGCCCCCUGGCCGGUCUGAACGUCAAUGCUCCUUCCACGCUUUCCUUCAACACUGUUAUCGCCCUUCCCAAGCUGUCAUAUCUUCGUCUCGCUUGCCAGGUCCAGUCGGCACCAAUACUCCUUCGGCACAUCUCACACCCCGCGGACACUAAGCUCAAGCUUGAGGUCGACCCACCAGUAGGCCCGGUCGAUGCUAUAGGAGACGAGCUCGCAGCAUUCGCGUCUGCUUUAGGUUUGCACAUGUCUGGUAGUAGGAUCACUGAUGAGGCAGACCCUAUCCUGUCCUUCAAUAUCGACAUGCCCGCUGAAGCAGGCGUACGUAUAUGCGCAUGGACGGAGGCCCUUCCAAUCGAUUCCCUGGCCGGCGACUCCACAUACCAUUCACACGCUGAGAAUGUCUACUCGCGAUCUUUGAUCCAGAUACAUUUCCUUUAUUACUCUGCUGAAUCGAUCUUCGAGCUCUUCGUCAAGGCCCUGCCUCUGAACACCGUCCAACGCUUAUUUGUCGGCGGGACUAACAGGGCCCAGAGGCCGUUCGUCCCCACCGAGCGCGCGUGGAAGACUGCUUUCACGAGUGCUAUCAACGUCACAGAGUUGUCGGUGUACGCACAGUCGGGGCGGAACCUGCCUUCCGCCCUUUGCCCCACUGUCAGCGACGACCACAAAGACUGGCAGGUUCUCUUCCCGCGCAUUGACAUCAUGCGCAUUCAACACGUCGAAUUUUCGAAAUCGGACGCCACUCGGUGGAUGACGACGAUGCCUAUCGAUGGUUGGGUGCUGGAUCUUCAAGACGAAGAAAGCGUCCGUCAGGUUGCUCUGCGCAUGAGGCUCACGAAGCUGGUCAUCCGUAAGGCGGUACAUAUUGACCCUGCUCACGUCGCCCUACUAGAGCGAUGCCUCGGUGCCGCGGCGGUGGACUGGGAUGGCAUACAGCGAUGGCGGGGGACCGCGCCGGGUCAACAAAUCGGAAGGGUCCAGUACAUCGAUCACCGCGACCCGGGCUGGAUAGACGACGACGCGUAGCGGUACUCCGGAAGGGGCUAGAGGGAAGAAUAGUAUAUUUGUACAUUUUUAAUAAAAGGAUUCUCACUUGUAUCGAUAUUUUGGGCCACCUAAGAGGGAGACAAAUUGGCUGAUGGACCGAC